AUGGGUGAUGUUGAGAAAGGCAAGAAGAUUUUUGUUCAGAAGUGUGCCCAGUGCCACACUGUGGAAACGGGAGGCAAGCACAAGACAGGGACAAAUCUCCAUGGUGUCUUUGGGCAGAAGACAGGUCAGGCCAUUGGAUUCUCUUGCAUAGAUGUCCAUAAGAACAAAGGCAUCACCUGGGGAGAGGAUACACUAAUGGGGUAUUUGGAGAAUCCCAAGAAGUACAUCUCUGGAACAAAAAUGAUCUUCGCCGGCAUUAAGAAGGGAGAAAGGGCAGACCUGAGAGCUUAUCUCAAAAAAGCUACUAAUGAGUAA
Lemur catta (Ring-tailed lemur) is the source of this 315-nucleotide messenger RNA. Its product is annotated as cytochrome c-like. Gene Ontology annotation, cellular component: mitochondrial intermembrane space. Bases 1 to 315 code for a protein of 104 amino acids. The transcript has a single exon. Gene Ontology annotation, molecular function: electron transfer activity; heme binding. Gene Ontology annotation, biological process: mitochondrial electron transport, cytochrome c to oxygen; mitochondrial electron transport, ubiquinol to cytochrome c. NCBI's taxonomy places the organism in Eukaryota, Metazoa, Chordata, Mammalia, Primates, Lemuridae. The record is from RefSeq and is a predicted model, not a curated record.